Messenger RNA from Durusdinium trenchii, 1095 nucleotides. NCBI's taxonomy places the organism in Eukaryota, Dinophyceae, Suessiales, Symbiodiniaceae. The record is from the annotation of a GenBank genome assembly.
CUCGGAAUGGUCCUUGUUCGCAGUGUUGCUUCAACUUCGCCCCAAAAGGUUACACUGCAGCAGUCUUGUUGGCUGGCUUGGCGACCGUGUGCAACGUAGAGUCUUGCCCCGACUUGCGGCCUCCAGUUUGGACUUAGCCAUGUGCUAGGAAGAUGUCUAAGAUCCUGCUGGCAUUGCUAGGCCUGGCGACGGGAUCACUGAGCGUCGACGAAGGCCGCGGAGGCCGCAAUGGCUGGACCGCUCAGCUGCACCGGCUGGACCUGGAGACCUCGGUUUCCGCCUGCUUGCUGCAGACGGCGGCACACCGAGAGGCGGCGAACGUCAGCGAAGCUUUCCGUCUUCGCAGGACCGAUGUGGAGCUCCGCUUGAACAACAGCCGUUUGAAGACGGAGUUGACGGAGCUCACCGAGCAGCUCGUUGAGGCACACUGGUCCAGGCAUGAACUUCACAUGGACUUUAGGAAGCCACUGUGGCUGACGCUUCUAGUCACUGCCAUUCUCCUGCUUGGCUAUUUGGUGAUAUACUUCAUUCACCUGGUAGCGUUCUUCAGCCACCGCAACUCGGUGCGCGUGGCCAACCGGCGCCGGCCGAGUUGGGAAGCACCUGAGCCGGUGCCGAAGUUCGAAGACUACAACGAGGAGGUCAUCAAGCUGAGGUUCUGUUUGGGCUUGCGGCGCAAGACGGUGCAUCGACUCAUCAUUUUGUUGAUCCUCAUCACCGCCAGUGGUAGCUACUUCGCGUCCCAGGGCUACUUCAAACCUUUGGAAGAGAAGUUGGUGCCCUUCUUAUACCUGGGGUUGGUGGCCAUCCUCAUUGGACAGGCGGUGCUUCGUGAGGUCUGGCAGCGGAACAUGAAGCACUUCGGCCCCAUGAUCGAGACCAUGACCAAGUUCUCCGAAGCGAUGCAGAACUUUGGCGAGAAUACGCUGUUGAAAGAUUUACGCGAGAGCCUCGGCCGAGUGGCAGACUUCUCUGGCUAGCCGGAAGACGACGGCUGCGUGAGAAAAAGCGCACAAGGUCUGCAGCCUGCAGCCUCACGUUGACGACGCUUCUCUCAGGCAGCCGGGCGAUCGGUGAUGCUGGAAACAUCAUUAA